This is a messenger RNA of Peromyscus californicus insignis, 5987 nucleotides long. It is a transcript of the gene Supv3l1, whose product is annotated as Suv3 like RNA helicase. Gene Ontology annotation, molecular function: ATP binding; hydrolase activity, acting on acid anhydrides; RNA helicase activity. The transcript is spliced from 16 exons. NCBI's taxonomy places the organism in Eukaryota, Metazoa, Chordata, Mammalia, Rodentia, Cricetidae. Gene Ontology annotation, biological process: RNA catabolic process; mitochondrial RNA 3'-end processing. The record is from RefSeq and is a predicted model, not a curated record. The coding region runs from base 770 to 3322 and encodes 850 amino acids. Gene Ontology annotation, cellular component: mitochondrial degradosome.
GGGCUUUCCGGAUCAUGCAGGGGCGAGACGGAGGUUCCAACCGAACAUAAAGGACUUCUUAAAUCUCUAACGUUACCUUGUAAAUCAAAAGCACUUAGCAAACUGUUUCAAGAAUCCUACUAGACACAGAAUGUUACUUAUAUAACACGUCACUUAAAGUUACAAGAUCACAAUGUAGGAAUGGAGGAGUAUAAGGAACAUCUGGCCGUUUGUUUUGAACUUAAUAUGUUUCAGUCUCGGGAGGAAACAGUAUCCAACUAAUACAAACGAGAUUAAUCUUUUAAGAAGGUACACAGCGUUUACUUUUGUCCUGUUCUGACUUUCGAGUUGUGAGGAGUGCAAGCUGCUUACAUUAAUGUUUAAGUCCUGUAGCUCAAUGGUGGAGCAAAUGUCUAGCAUGCUCAUGGUUCCGUCAUCGAGUCCUAACACCGAGGAGGGACACACAUGUGCCAUACAAGGACUUUACCUACUGUCGUACAAAGAAAUUUCUCUGCAACUCGUCUUGCUCUGUAACAGGUCAAGUCAUGUCCUCCAACGUUAUCCUACCAGGGAACUAAGGACGAUAACACACCAAUUUUCUUGGGGAAUGAAUUUUAGCGUUUAAAGCCACGUGCUGCUGGAUGCUGGCUCACCGCAGUGGCCAGUUUGGUCACAUGACGACGCUUGCACGAUUUCCCCUUGGCUCAUCCGGGGCGUCCCUAGAGAUGCCUGAUUAUUCUCCCCUUCUUUGGAGAAAGCUGCUGCCAAUUGCCGCAGAAAGCGUGAGAGGAUGGGAGCUUGUUUCCUCCAGUGUACCCUACAGACGUCAUUCUCCCUCGAAGAGAGCGAGCUUCCUGCCCUUACAUCUCCUUUACGGUCAGGCGCAUACUGGGACAGCCCUGCUCCCGCUCUGGGUCCUUUCGCUCUGCGGGCGCCGGCGCGCGUCACUGUUCAGCGCCCAGUCGCCGGGCUUCUCCCGGCUCGGGUUGGAGCCGCGGCCUCGAUGUCCUUUCCUCGGUGUGCCCUGCUGUGGGCUCGGCUCCCGGCGGGGCGCGGGGCUGCGUCCCGGGCGGCCACCCGCUCCGCCCUUCGCGCCCUCGUGGGGCCUUUCCCCGGGGCUCCGGGACGCGUUCCCUGCCUAGCCGCCUCCUCCUCUGCCUCUGGGGGCUCCAAAGCCCCGAACACGUCCUUGUUCGUGCCGCUGACAGUGAAGCCUCAGGGUCCCAGCGCCGACGGCGACGUGGGUGCCGAGCUCACUCGGCCCCUGGACAAGAACGAAGUAAAGAAGAUCUUAGACAAGUUUUAUAAGAGGCAAGAAAUUCAAAAACUGAGUGCGGACUAUGGACUUGAUGCCCGUCUCUUCCACCAAGCUUUCAUAAGCUUUAGAAAUUACAUUAUGCAAUCCCAUUCUCUGGAUGUGGACGUUCACAUUGUCUUGAAUGAUAUCUGCUUCAGUGCAGCCCACGUGGACGACUUAUUUCCAUUUUUCUUGAGACAUGCCAAACAGAUAUUUCCUGUAUUGGAAUGCAAGGAUGACCUCCGUAAGAUCAGUGACUUGAGGAUCCCGCCCAACUGGUACCCAGAAGCCAGAGCCAUACAACGGAAGAUAAUAUUCCACUCGGGCCCCACCAACAGUGGAAAGACUUACCAUGCAAUCCAGAGAUACUUGUCAGCGAAAUCUGGAGUGUACUGUGGCCCUUUGAAACUGCUGGCACACGAGAUCUUUGAUAAGAGUAAUGCUGCUGGUGUACCGUGUGACUUGGUGACGGGUGAAGAGCGGCAGACAGUUGAGCCUGAGGGGAAACAAGCCACCCAUGUCUCUUGUACUGUGGAGAUGUGCAGUGUUACAACUCCUUAUGAAGUGGCUGUGAUCGAUGAAAUUCAGAUGAUUAGAGACUCAGCCAGAGGAUGGGCCUGGACCAGAGCACUGCUAGGACUCUGUGCUGAAGAAGUCCAUUUGUGCGGAGAAUCUGCUGCUAUUGACCUGGUCACUGAGCUUCUGGACACAACUGGUGAGGAGGUAGAGGUUCACAAAUAUGAAAGGCUUACCCCCAUUUCCGUGCUGGAUCAUGCACUGGAGUCUUUAGAUAAUCUUCGGCCUGGGGACUGCAUUGUCUGUUUUAGCAAGAAUGAUAUUUAUUCUGUGAGCCGACAGAUUGAAAUUCGGGGACUGGAAUCUGCUGUCAUAUAUGGCAGCCUCCCACCUGGGACCAAACUCGCUCAAGCACGAAAGUUUAAUGACCCCAGUGAUCCAUGCAAAAUCCUGGUAGCUACAGAUGCCAUUGGCAUGGGACUUAAUUUGAGCAUAAGGAGAAUUAUUUUUUACUCCCUUAUAAAGCCCAGCAUCAAUGAAAAGGGAGAGAAGGAGCUGGAGCCAAUCACCACCUCCCAAGCUCUGCAGAUUGCCGGCCGAGCCGGCAGGUUCAGCUCCCACUUUAAGGAGGGAGAGGUCACAACAAUGCACCGGGAGGACUUGGCUUUGCUGAAGGAGAUUCUGAACAGACCUGUGCCUCCUAUACAGGCAGCUGGUCUUCACCCCACUGCUGAGCAGAUUGAAAUGUUUGCCUACCAUCUCCCUGAGACAACGCUGUCCAAUCUCAUCGAUAUUUUUGUAGACUUUGCACAAGUUGAUGGGCAGUAUUUUGUCUGCAAUAUGGAUGACUUUAAGUUCUCUGCAGAGUUGAUCCAGCAUAUUCCACUAAGUCUGCGGGUGAGGUAUGUGUUCUGCACGGCCCCCAUCAACAAGAAACAGCCUUUCGUCUGCUCGUCCCUGUUACAGUUUGCCAGGCAGUAUAGCAGGAAUGAGCCCCUGACCUUUGCUUGGUUACGCCGGUACAUCAAGUGGCCUUUGCUUCCGCCUAAGAAUAUUAAAGACCUCAUGGACCUUGAAGCUGUCCAUGAUGUCUUUGAUCUCUACCUGUGGCUGAGCUACCGAUUUAUGGAUAUGUUCCCGGACUCCAACCUUGUUCGAAAUCUCCAAAAAGAACUGGAUGUCAUUAUCCAAGAUGGUGUGCACAACAUCACCAAACUGAUUAAAAUUUCUGAGUCACGCAAGCUUUUGAAGCUGGAGAGCCUAUCUUCAGGGAGCCAGUCAACUUUGUCAGGAGCCUUAAAGAGCCCGGCAAGAAGGACACGUGGCACCAAAGGUGCUGGGGGUAAAGCGGCAGAGGCACCCAGCCCCGGCGCCGGGGAGCUGCCCCUCGCUUCCAGGCUGGUGCAGCAAGGACUCCUCACUGCAGACAUGCUGAAGCAGCUCCAGAAAGAGUGGCUGACACAGCGACCAGAGCAGGGCAGAGAGAAGGCCGGGACGAGAAGGAAGAAGAAGGACCCCAACUCUGAAUAGGUGAGUAACAGGUCUGGUGGCAUUCUUUAGGAAGCUGCCGAACACUGGCUUCAUUUGUGAUUACUCCCGAGAAGACACAGCAGUCACCGUCAUGGCGGCAGUUUGGAAGUUUCUGCAUUGGUUUCCUGUGUGCGGACAUUGUUCCCACACAUUCUCGUGCAGUCAGCUGAGUGUCGUUUGCUCAGACUGUUUUGUGCUGUGAACAGUUUAAUUUUGGACUUACUUUGCAAGCAACACAGUGUAGACAUCAUGAUGUGUUAUUGAGACAGGGUCUCUGUGUAGCCCAGCUAGCCUGGAACUGACUAUGUAAACCAGUCUGCUCUCAACUCAUAGGUGUCCGCCUGCCUCUGCCUCUUGAGUGCUAGGACUAACGUCGUGCUCCACCAUACUCAGCCAGUAGCGGAAUUUUGACAACGUUCCUGACUGCCUAUCACCCUGUGAGUGGAACUGGUACCUUCUCAUGGUUUAUGGAUGUGUUUUACUGAAUGGAUGGAAAGGGCUACACACAUUUUCUUUUCCUCAGGGACCAUGGGAUGAGUAACAGGUCUGGUGGCAUUCUUUAGGAAGUAGGAGUUUUAGGAGGGGUCCCCAGCCUUGAGAAGACUUCAGUCAGGUGAUGAUUUUGGUGUGCCCAGUGUAAGCUACCCUCCUUUCCUGUGAUCUCCAGUCUGCCUCCAUUGUCAGAGUGACCAGCAGGGUGGUUGUGAAAAUAUGGCCUUGGCCUUUCACCUUGAGGGAAGGGACAGCCAGAGUGAGAACCCAGGGCCUGUGCAUGUCACUGCUCACUGGGGCCUGGGCUGUUUUCCAGACAAGUCCCCAGACGUCCCUGUGCUCUGAUGCCAGGCUGCCUGGGUUUGAAUUUCUGUUCCACCCAAUACCGGUGGGGCUCUGGGCCUCUACUCCUCCAUCUGCGAAAUGGAGAGUGUGGUCUUUGCUGUAGGAAUUAAAGCUGCAAAGCACCUUGUAAACUCCACGUGUUUCCUAACUAGGAAGGUUUUAUUGGGCUGUCUGGACCACCUGUCAGGCUCAGUGCCUGAGAAGAGCAGAUGUUGCUUUGGGCUUAGACGAGGCCACAUGGGUUAAAGCAGAGCUCUAUGGAAGUGGACAAGUGUGAAUAGAGAACUUCACUUCCUGUGUUGAGGUGCUGUUACAACAGUGAGAACCCUCACAUAUGUCCUUAAGCAAAGUCCACAACUUGACACCCAGACAUUUUAGACUAGCUGCACAGAGCUUUAAUAAAGGUGAAACAUUCCCAGGGAUAGGUGUGAGAAAAUGGCAAGCCAACCCACUUAGUUUAUUUUGGUACUGUAAGCUGAAGGGUCUGGAUGCACGUAAUCUUUAACAAUCAUUAAACCUCCCAGGUUACUCAGCUGACUCACACCUGGAAGGUAGAUGCAGAUGUGCUUAGGGGAGAGAUGGUGUGCCUUAUAACAGGGACAGCCUAGUGUCCUCUGCCUCGGUGAGAGUCCACAGGCUGCCUGCCUGCCUCACAGGCAACUGGAGACUGCAGAGACCCCUGCUAUAGUGUUUUCCUUGUGCCCACUGCCCAUCCUCACCUUGUAUCCCAGCCCAGAGUGGAUGACCUCAGUUGGUGCCACAGGCACUUGAGAGGGAAUUAAGGUGACAGUACCCUUCCUGGACAGGCAGCCUGCCCAGGAUGUUGUCCGGGGCCAUUUCUGAAUUCCAGCAGUUGUGCGUUUUGGGGACUGAGUGGAAACUGAAGGUUAACCUUUUGUUUGCUUACGAGAUAAGCAAAGGAGAUAAAACUCACAGUUUGGGGGUAAACAGACUGAAAGGGUCGAGGUUUCCCCAUCCAGGAGGUAGCUGUGUCAGUCUGUGGAACUGUGUAAUCGUUUAAUCCAGACUGGCCUAAGCCAGACUUCUGGUGGUUUCUGAAGAGGCAACUGUGGAAGGUCCCUGGCCGGCAGUGGUCAGCCAUUGUUUUGAUGGGUAAGAUUGGGCAGAAGAAAAGCAGACAAAGCUAAAGCUGUCAGCGGACCAGAGUGACAGAGCUUAUCCAGAGGUCACCUGGACAGUGGGAGACAUGACUCAGGGGUGGCCACCGCCAUCUGGUCAGCUGUUAACUUUCCAGCGAAUUCCCUUAGUGUUGGGGAGAGCAGAGUCAGGGAUCUGUUUUUCAGGGAACCCCGUUCCCUGCUGGGAAGGGUCUGUUGAAGUCCUGACCUGUGUUAAUUUUUAGGCUAGCUAAAACUCAACCCAGCAGAGUCUUAGUUAACCACAUAAGUAUUGCGCCGAGGAAGAGGGGCUUGUGCUGGUCAUGAGUUGGGCCCUGGAAUCGAACUUCUGGGGCUGCUUCCUGGCUGAGCAUUGACAAGUGUGAUUUUGAGUAAGUCACUUAGUUCAGGGCCGCCUUUGUCAUCUAUAAGAUGGGACUAAUGAAGUCCCCGCCCCCCAUGCCUGGCAGUGACCGGGAGGAGCACCACGGUCUUGGUUCUCACAUCGUGCAUGAUGAGGGAGGUGGGUGAGGAACCAGGUGUCUCAAGGCGGCACACCCUUCCCACCCAUGACCUCCGUGUCUCUCUGCAGCAGCACCUCCAGUGAGGCCUGGUGGCUUCCAUUCUCUCCUAACACCCCCCACCCCACCCCUGCUCAGCCCCAAGUUACUCCCUGUGAAAUAAAGGCUGCCUGGCUUACCACUGUCGAA